Messenger RNA from Daucus carota subsp. sativus, 1536 nucleotides. RefSeq lists its product as uncharacterized. Bases 1 to 1536 code for a protein of 511 amino acids. The transcript has a single exon. The record is from RefSeq and is a predicted model, not a curated record. Lineage: Eukaryota; Viridiplantae; Streptophyta; Magnoliopsida; Apiales; Apiaceae.
AUGGAGGCUGAUUGGAUAGGACUACCUAGGUACAGUGAAGCAUAUGUCAGUGGGAUUCAAGCAUUUGUGGAAUAUGCGUUUCCCCUUUUUUCCGUAGGUGAAAAAAUGAAGUGCCCCUGCAAGAAAUUUAAUGGUCAAUAUUGGCAUCGUCAGGAUGUGAUUUAUGAUCAUCUCAUUUGCAGAGGGCCUUCCGCUUUACAUGUCCAAUGGAUAUAUGAUGUCUCGCAAAAGAAAGUCGAAAAUAGUACUGCAAAUAUAGGUUCUGACUUUAUGGAUUGCGAAACGGGGUAUGAUUUUGGUGAUAAUUUAGAAGCGAUGGGGAAGAUGUUUGAGAAUUUAGACGAUGGACCAGGUACGGAGGCUAAAAAGAUUUAUCGGCAUCGGAAAGAGGGAAAACAACCACUAUAUCCCGGCUGCAAGAAAUUUUCUCGUUUAAGUUUUAUGAUCAGGCUUUACCAUUUAAAAUGUAGUCAUGGAAUUAGCAAUUCUGCUUUUGGGGAAUUAUUGGGGUUGAUAAAGGAUGCUUUCCCCGAAGCAAAUAUGCCUUUGUCCUUCAAUGUUGCGAAGGACAUGAUUAGGGACUUGGGCCUUCAUUACGAGAAAAUACAUGCUUGUCCCAAUAGUUGCAUGUUGUAUUGGGAAGCAAAUAAAAAUAAACAAGUCUGUGAUAUUUGUGGGGUAUCUAGGUGGGUUAUACAAGAGAAGAAAGGGUCUGCCCAUAAUAACGAUCCAGAGAAGUUAGUUACUAAAGUGCCAACAAACGUUAUGAGAUAUUUUCCACUAAAGCCUAGGCUACAAAGAUUGUUCCUGUCCAAGGAAUCUUCCAAAUUGAACACAUGGCAUGCAGCGGGAAGGACGGAAGAUGGGAAACUAAGGCAUCCGGCGGACGCCGAAACUUGGAAGACAAUGAAUGCUAUGUAUCCUGAUUUUUCUUCGGAAAUUCGAAAUAUUUCACUAGGUGUAGCUGCUGAUGGAUUUAAUCCAUUUCGUUCUAUGAAUUUAAGUCAUAGUACAUGGCCAAUUCUACUUGUAAACUACAACCUCACACCUUGGCUCUGCAUGAACCAGGAAAAUUUGAUUCUUUCAACGUUAAUAUCGGGACCAGAAUCUCCGGGAAAUAGUAUCGAUGUCUAUAUGCAGCCUUUGAUUGCCGAAUUGAAAGAAUUAUGGGAUGUCGGCAUCCAAACAUAUGAUGCCUUGACUGAUCAUAACUUUAAUUUACGGGCAAGGGUGCUUUGGACCAUUAGUGACUUUCCAGGAUACGCUAUGUUGUCGGGUUGGAGCACAAAGGGUAGACUAGCGUGUCCAAUAUGUCACUACGAAACUUGUUCUGAAUAUUUGAAACAUAGUAGAAAAAUGUGCUACAUGAAUCAUAGAAAAUAUCUCGAUCCUUCACACAAAUGGAGGUUUAACAAGAAAAGAUUCAAUGGGCAGAUUGAAACGAGGCAGAUUCCGGAUCCAUUAACGGGAAAGGAUAUCGAAGAAUUGUUGUUUGGGUUUGAAAAUCAAUUUGGGAAGAAACGCAAGGGAAUGUGA